Messenger RNA from Trypanosoma rangeli, 552 nucleotides. RefSeq lists its product as uncharacterized. The transcript has a single exon. The coding region runs from base 1 to 552 and encodes 183 amino acids. The record is from RefSeq and is a predicted model, not a curated record. NCBI's taxonomy places the organism in Eukaryota, Euglenozoa, Kinetoplastea, Trypanosomatida, Trypanosomatidae.
AUGCCGUUCUACACGCGUGUGAUUGGUCUAUACGAGCGAUUCACAGUGUUAUCUGCCACCGCCAUCCGCCGGGAGGUGCAGGCCCUGUUAGGCACCACAACUAGCAACGCUCCUCUGUCCGAGCUGCGGGAGGUGUGUGCGCUCCUGUCGAAGAGCGGCGAGCGACGACGAGCUCGUCUUGUCGUGGACGCUCUUCCACAGCCGCAGCGACAGUCAUUCAUCACCGCAUUGGACCUCGCGGACCCGCCAAGUGAGUCAUUCGUGCCACAAUGUCAAGAGAAACAGGCUGCUGUUGCGGAACCGUUUUCGACGAUUGGAAUCUCUGAGAUGUCGAAUGAGGCGCUACUGCGGUUGGGGUUUGCGCUGCAGCGGCCGAAUCCCCAACGCAGACGGGCGGCACUUCACUCUGCGGCUGCGAACGAUAUCGAAGAGAAGGAAGGGGGGGAGAGGUUGGGGCACAACGCCGUCAUCCAGCGUCAGCUAUUUAUGGAGUUUCGGCGGCGGCGGCGAGUACAAGGAGUUGAUGCAGUGCGUCAUGAACUGGAAGUCUAA